Molecule: messenger RNA, 960 nt
Organism: Limulus polyphemus (Atlantic horseshoe crab)
Lineage: Eukaryota; Metazoa; Arthropoda; Merostomata; Xiphosura; Limulidae
Product: mite allergen Der p 7-like
Exons: 3
Coding region: 94-738 (214 amino acids)
Molecular function (GO): lipid binding
Source: RefSeq, a predicted model, not a curated record
UUAUUUAAAGAAGAAGCACUUGUUAUUAAAUAUAUGAUUGAAAAGGACGUCAGACCAUCUUUUAAGUUUGAGAUAAUCUUUUGACAACAGAAGAUGAGGACAGCUUUAGUUCUAGCUUUGACCGCAGUUGUCGCUGUAUCAGUGUGUCAUAAUGAAAUGGUUUUAACCGACGGAAACAUGAAUCGUUAUAUCGAUGAAGUUAUUUCAAAUUUUCGAAACAACAAAGAAUACGUUUCCGCGAUUGACCCGUUUAGUAUCCCCGUAGCAUUAGACGAGUCAGAUCUUAGAGUGACAAACAUAGUAGUGAGAGGCCUAUCAAACUUGAAGAGAUCUGGUGAUGUCAGCAUAAAUCAUAACGACGCAACCGCAGUAACUGAGUUGGAUGGAAGAAUAUCAGUCACGAGUAUCACACUUUCUGGAAAUUACUGGGCUAGAAUGUGGAUAUUCCAAAUCAGUGGAGAGAUAUAUGGACAUGUCAGUGAAGUAGCUGUGAAACUGAUCCUGAACGCCGAUACAAACACAGGACAAGUUAGUCUCAAAGAUAUUCAAGUUGUUACGUUUUCGGGACUUCAAAUUACAAAAGUCACAGGCCUAACAUUCCUUUUCAACUGGAUCUUGAAAAUUAUAGUGAACAACGUAGCACAAAGUAUGAAAAAUAAAAUUAUUAAUAUCGUUCAAGAUAAACUGAAAUAUUAUCUUACAGAUAUCUUGAAAAAUGUCAAGUUUCCAGUAAUAUGAAAUUGAUGGAGUUCCUUGCAGUACGCUAUUUCUAUACAUGAAUACUUGAUAUCAAAUUUACACAAUGCGUUAUGAUUUUCAAUGUGUAAGGUUUCCUAAAAUAAGACGUAAGGAUGCUUUACUUUAUAGCUUUUUUUCAUGAUUAAUCUUUAAUUUUUUGAUGAACGUAAUCGACAUGUUAAAUUUCCAAUUGGUAUAUGGGAUUCAAAGAAAAUAAAGCAU